This is a messenger RNA of Dermacentor andersoni, 1148 nucleotides long. RefSeq names its product protein spaetzle-like. Gene Ontology annotation, molecular function: Toll binding; growth factor activity. The record is from RefSeq and is a predicted model, not a curated record. Lineage: Eukaryota; Metazoa; Arthropoda; Arachnida; Ixodida; Ixodidae. Gene Ontology annotation, cellular component: extracellular region. Gene Ontology annotation, biological process: central nervous system formation; innate immune response.
UCGUUGAUGCCUGGCAAGAACGCCAGAUUGUGAGCAUGCAUAUUUAUGCACUGGCUUGCUUUUCUUUUGAGAGAGACAGAUGCGCCGGUUAUGCGAAGUGCUAUAACCAGAUGAAUCUCUGUGGGACGCUAAUCCAGGUCCGGUGGCUGACAGCACUGGCGUGCUGCUGCUUGUGCUGCUGCGCGGCGAACCAACCGUCGUCGACGGUACUGCACGGCUUCCAGACGAUGCCCAGCGCGCUAGGAAUCACGCGAGCCGGCCGCCCGCCGGUGACCACUGGCCGGCCCGUCGUCCACCCGACGCCCGUAGAGCAGAGGCCGCCGCUGGACGCACGCGGCAUGCCGGCCUGCGCCGCCCCCAGGUCGGGAGACAUCGCGUACUGCGUCGAGGACGACUCCUACCCGGUGCAGAUCGUACGGACGGUGAUACGGAGUCUGAAUGUGAAUAUGAGUGACGAGGUGGUCGAAGAGCGGGGCCUUCCGAGCCACGAGGACGGCAUUGACCAGAAUGUGUGCCCUAGCAGGAUCAAGACCAUCUUCCCCAAGACCGCGCGCAGCGCCGAGGGCGAGUGGCUGUACGUCAUCAACGAUGUCACAUACGUUCAGGCCAUCAUCGUCGAAGUCUGCGUGCACGAGGAUUCGCCGUGCGACUUCGCCGUGCACAGUGGCCUUCCGUCUGGUUACACGUCCGAGUGCGAGCAGAAGUUCGCCUUGCGCAAGCUGCUCGCGCUGCACCCGACCGAAGAGAAGGCGUACGGCGAGACGUUCCGCUUCCCGUCGUGCUGCGUCUGCUACAUCAGGUCCCCGAAGUUGGCGGGACGCAGCCUGAAGCCGAGCCGCCGCCGCAACUGAGAACAGCAGUGAAAAAAGAGCAUUUGAUAAGAUGUGGACGGGGGGGCCUGAUUACAGCUUGUCCCUCUGGGUUGUUCUAUAGGGCGUCAUCGUUUCGAAAUUACGAGAAUAUUGGAGCUCGAUACCUCGUGGUCUCCAUGGCCAACGGUCGUACGUGGUGCAGAAAGGUACGUAGCAGCCAGAUAGCCCCUACCGCCUCAGUACUGCCUGAUACAUCGUGACAGUGAUUGUGUGAGAACAGUCUAUCUAUGUUAUUGUUUUCACUGUCAUUAAAAUGUGUCUCUGUUUCUUUCGCUA